AUGAAGCAGGAAGAGUUAGAUUCAUGUGUUGUUGAAGCAUUAUCAAAAGCGGCACGUAUUUUAUCCGAUGAAUCCGAUUAUCCAAUAUCCGAUUCGUUAUCUGCAACAUCUUCAUUUAGUGAAUCAUUAACACAGGUGCAUUCAACGGCACCUACACCAUCACAAUCACAGCUACCAGUCAGUCCUUUUUUUAUUGUUCAUAAUGAAACGGCUCAUACAAGUACCGAACUACUACCACCACAGGUACCAUCAACAGCAUCACUUAACAAUCAUAUCGGAAAACGACAUGUGUGUGGAGAUUGUGGCAAGGCUUUUCCUUAUUUGUCAAUACUGGAAUCUCAUAAACGUUGCCAUACCGGUGAAAAACCAUUUGAUUGUCGUUUCUGUGAAAAGAAGUUUGCGCAAAAAGCCACGUUACAAGUUCACGAACGAACUCAUACUGGUGAACGGCCUUAUAAAUGUAAAUACUGCGAUAAAACGUUUGCUCAGUAUGGUACAAAGACCGUUCAUGAGAAGAGUGCACAUUUGGGUAUUCGAAACUACAAAUGUCCCAAAUGUAACAAAUGUUUGUCGUCACCAUCAGCAUUGUACACACAUAAGAAAACCCAUGGUGAAAAAACAUUACAAUGUGACUAUUGUCCCAAAACGUUUGCAUUGAAGAAUUAUUUAAAGUUACACGUGAAACAAGUCCACGAGCAGUCAGAUCGCAAACAUAUUUGUCAUUACUGUGAUAAGAGUUUUGCUUAUGCAGGCAGUUUGCAGGUACACGUACGAACGCAUACCGGUGAACGACCUUAUGUAUGUAGGUUCUGUCCCAAAGCAUUUGCUAGCCAAGGUAAUCUGCAAAGCCACGAACGAACUCAUACUGGUGAACGACCUUAUACUUGUGUACAAUGUGGACGAUCUUUCAUCCAGAAAUCACAGCUAACUGCACACGAAGCAACGCAUCAGUAUCAACCAGGCAUUUCACCCGAAACAGUGCAAAACAAAAAGGCAACAGAGUAUGUUUGCAAGUACUGCGGAAAACGAUAUGCCUAUGCCUCAUCGCUUUAUGUUCAUACUCGAUUACAUACUGGUGAACGACCAUUUCGAUGUAGCUUUUGUGACAAAACAUUUACAAAUCAGGGCAAUAUGCAAGUUCAUCAGCGUGUUCACACUGGCGAAAAACCUUACAAAUGUAAUGCAUGUGAAAAAAGUUAUGCUCAAAAAGUGGGCUUAAAAAUCCAUUUGGAGCAGUGCCAAAAGUAUCUGAACUGUCAACAGCAGACUAGUCCAAAUGCAGAAAUGGAUAGCGCGAAGACUCUAGAUAGCCUAUUGCCCAGAUAUCUGAGUUUACCAGAUGGAAUAGCAGUAGCAGCACUUCAGUAUCCCACUUCACCUUCCGUUUCAUCAGUUCGGGAUUUGACUAGUCCUUCAUUGGGCUUGAAAUUAUCAACCUUACCUGUAACAACCACUGCUUAUAAUACAACAACACUUAAUGUAAAUGAUGGGAUUAUGGAUCAUUUAGGUCGAAAUGAUACCCUUACCAGUAUCACCAGUGAGCAGGUAGUAAAAUAUGGUAAUGAAACUACUGAAACUAAACAGUCUGCCUUUCACGGAGUUAUUCCGGAUCCAUAUAAAAACACCUUGCUAGAUCCAUAUGAUUCACAGUUACAUGCUUACAAGCAACUUUUGGAAGGUGGUAAUUCACCUGGAUCACUAUUCUCACAGCAGAUGAUACUUCAGAGUCAGCAAUUACAACUUUUUCUGCAAUGUCCAGAGCAGUGGUGCAGUGUGUUGACACAACCAAUUAGUGUUUAUCCGCCUAUAAGUACGCUACCAACCUUAAAUUCAACCUCUCAACAAUCUACACCUCACCUAACAACAAUUAACAUUUCAAAUGACUUUACACCCACUUCUGCUAAACAUGAACCUGCGAUGCACGUUUGA
This is a messenger RNA of Brugia malayi, 1929 nucleotides long. RefSeq lists its product as uncharacterized. Bases 1 to 1929 code for a protein of 642 amino acids. The transcript has 10 exons. The record is from RefSeq and is a predicted model, not a curated record. Lineage: Eukaryota; Metazoa; Nematoda; Chromadorea; Rhabditida; Onchocercidae.